UGCCCCCUCUCCUUGGAAUGGUAUCCCCUGAAAGUCUGCUUGGGACAUUACAACCAUGUGGUCAUUCUCUUUUUGCUCCUGAACAUUGUGAGGGGAAGACGUGUACUGGUAAUGGCUCCUUUUAUAGGUCAAAGGUUGACAUCGGGUAGGCAACAUGGAUUCCUUCAAGGUUGUCUACCUCCAGGUGUGCCGGGAGAAUAGGAUCACCCCGCAGCAGAGUGUCCUAGAUCAGCUGAUGGAUGCGGACCCCAAGUCCUCUCUCCAUAGGAGUGGGUCCAGAAGUAGGUCCAGGUCCAGGUCUUCCCUUACCACCCUUGACCUGUCCACGACCUCACUGACCGUGCAGACAUGCUCGGUGCUAGGAAGGGCUCUGGCAACCAAUCAUAUCAUCCAGGAGCUCUUGUUGUCGGAUUGCAUGAUUGGAGAUGAAGGUGCCAAACACCUGCUCCAUGGGUUAUGUUCAAAUACCUCUAUCAGAGCCUUGGACCUCAAAGGGAACAACAUGAGAGGGGCUAGUGCUGAGGCCAUGGGAAAACUAUUCAGACAGAACCAUUCAAUCAAAAGGAUCUGUCUGGAAUGGAACGCUUUAGGCAUAGAGGGCGCAAGAUUCACCAGCCUGGCUGAAGGGGUGUCAGCAAACAGCAGUCUGGAAGUCCUAGACCUGAGGAACAAUCAGAUCGGCCAUGAUGGAGCCAGCCAGCUCGCUACGGCCAUCACCAGGAACAGCUCAGUACAGAAUAUAGAUCUUAGAUGGAAUAAUGUUGGUAUCGUUGGUGGGAGAUCUCUAUUGGCGGGCCUACAGCAUAACCAGACCGUAACUGAGAUGGAUCUAGCAGGCAACGAUAUACCACAGGACAUUCUGAAGGCUAUUGGACUGCUACUGGAGAGGAAUAAAGAGCGAGCCAGCCUUUCGGCCACACACCAGACAAGGCAGGAUAUCAUGACCAGAGAAAUCAAGCAACUUAAGAAUGAGAAACAUCAGCAGGGCAGGGAUCUGUUGAGGAGAAUUGAUCAGCAGAACGAUCAAAACGGGAGAAGCAAACGCGACACAGGCAAGAAGAUCCGCCUUCUGGAAGAGGCGUUGUCCGAGAGGAAGUCGGCCUUCAAUGCAGUUGCUGCAAAAUUGUCCAAAACAGAAGCCGAGCUGUCCUUGGUGUCCCACAGAUCACAUGACCUUGACACUGUCCUUGAGGACACAAGACAGGAGAUGACCUCUACUAUGACAUCACACCAGAGAGAUAUGCAGGCACUGAGAGAGGAGAAAGUGGCUUGUGAGACGAAGCUGAUCACUGAGCUCUCAUCGGUGAAGGAGAGAUACAGAGAGUACGAGGCGAAGAACGAAGAGCUGGAAAGGAAAGUACAGCUCCAGCAGGAACAGAUCUAUGAGCUGAAGGAAGAACUGAUGGCAGCUCAGGCUGAGGUGAAGAUGCAAGCUACUAGGACUGAAGAGCUGCUGCAGGUAGAGCGCAUCAAGCACAGGGACGACGUCGGCGGCAUCGACCGGCGACAUCGCUCCGAGGUCCAGCACCACCGUCAAGGGUUCGAGGAGAGCGAGCGGGCGUACAAGGACCGCAUCGAUCGCCUGGAGGACCACAGGAGGGGUAUCGAAGAGGAGCUCAGCAGGGUCAAGGCCCAGCAGCUCAACGAGAGACUCUCCCUGGAGGAACAGAUCCUUGCCACCAAGAAACAAGUCAGGGAUGAAGAGCAUCAAAGAAGCAAGCUUUUGGAAGACAAGAUCAGAGUUCUCCAGAAUGCGAAAGAUGAUAUCCAGCAGCAUGCGAGCAACCAAAGCCAGAUAGUCGCUGAGGUACAGGCUCGAAACAGCAACCUGACACUGGAAGUAGAGUCCCUCAAGAGACAUCUUCAGGAGAUGACACAGGAGCUAGCAGGGAAGAACAACGAGAAGAUGUCAGCCGUGCAUCACGCAGAGCUCCAGCAUCAGAAGGAGUCUCAGAGAAUGGAGACGAAGCUAGCCCACUUACAAGAGUUCAAGGAGCAAGCCGCAGAUUUGGAAGCAAAACUCUUGGAUCAAACCAGGAAACACAGGUGCGAGUUGGCCAGCAAGCAGGAGGAGGUCGACUCCUUGCAAGAGCACCUGAGAGUCAGAGACAUGGACAUAGCACGCUACCAGGAGGAGGAGAACCAUAGAGCCAGCGCACUCCAGUCUGCCCUCUCAAGCUAUCUCAAUGCACCCCGCUCUCCAGCGGUGACACCCAGGAGAUAGCACAGAUGGGACUACAGUGGAUUAUGUCAGUAAGAUCCUUUAAUCAUGAAGUUUGAAAUGUUCUUACAGCUAGGAAACUUCAUGUAAACAUAAUAUUGUAAGAGUCACAUACACGAGCAGUACGUAGAGUUUCCCGCUGUGACUGCUAAUUUCCAGAAAUACUACCUGGAGAUAGCAUAGUUGGGACUUCAGGGAGGUAAAGUAUUUCUGUAAGAUCAUGUAUUUAUAAAGCAGCUUAUUUCUUUCUAUUGGGAAAAGUUAGAUUUAAUUUUAAUUUUAGAGUUAGAAAUUUCUAGGUGUUAUGAGAUAGAUAUGAAGAGUUUGCUGUCGGGCUACACCCCCCCCCCCAACCCCUUUUCAUGAAUAUUCACGUUUAUAGAAUUUAUCCUGGAAGUUCUGAUGUCAUGCUCAUUCCAUGAACUGUUUCUCCUUCACUGUUUCGUGGAUAAACUCCAUGAACAAACAGAGACAUGAAUUUUCACGUUUAAUAGAAUUUAUCCUGGAAUUUUUGGUGUCUUGCUCUAUCCAUGAACUGUUUCUCCUUCACUGUUUCGUGGAUAAACUCCAUGAACAAACAUAGACAUGAAUAUUCACGUUUAAUAGAAUUUAUCCUGGAAUUUCUGAUGUCUUGCUCUAUCCAUGAACUGUUUUUUCUUCACUGUCUCGUUGAUAAACUCCAUGGACCGGAACACUGCAUUCUUCUAUUAAGAAAUAUGCAAGAUAUUUUCUACAUUAAAGAUGCAUGUUUGUUUUUUUGUUGAUAGAUCCUAUUUUAUUAAAGUCCUAUCAAUAAAUCAAUUUAUAA
Messenger RNA from Strongylocentrotus purpuratus (purple sea urchin), 3029 nucleotides. Its product is annotated as leucine-rich repeat-containing protein 45. Bases 155 to 2224 code for a protein of 689 amino acids. Lineage: Eukaryota; Metazoa; Echinodermata; Echinoidea; Camarodonta; Strongylocentrotidae. Gene Ontology annotation, cellular component: centrosome. The record is from RefSeq and is a predicted model, not a curated record. Gene Ontology annotation, molecular function: protein binding. The transcript is spliced from 13 exons.